GGAAGGGGGGGCAGGCUAGCUCAGGAGAGGUUUGAAUAGGGAAGUUUUGCAGGCGUUUACAUUUGCAGUCACUUCAGUGUUUGCAAAUAUUGUCAGCACCACUGAGCAGCUCCUCGGCUCCAGGAGGAGUGAGCCUUGGAUAUAUAUAUAUAUUUUUAAUUGCUAUGCAAUGACAUUUGCAUGAAAAACUGGCGUACUUCUUCCAUCCUGCUGGGAUCUACCCUCUGCAAGCUGUGGAUUACAUUGUAUGAGCGCAGCACACCUUAGCUAUAUGUUAGCCCUGCUAUUUUUGCAGCUAUAAUCUAAAUAUAUAGAAAUAUUAGGUUAUUUCUCCCCCUUUGCAUUAGAUCAUGGAUGUUCUACCAAUGUGCAGCAUUUUCCAGGAGCUCCAGAUCGUGCAUGACACUGGCUACUUCUCUGCUUUACCCUCUCUGGAGGAAUAUUGGCAACAGACCUGCCUGGAACUAGAACGCUACCUGCAAAGUGAACCUUGCUAUGUGUCGGCUUCUGAAUUUAAAUUUGAUAGGGAAGAGGAUCUUUGGACCAAAUUUAUUCUGGCAUGUGAGAAAAAAGAGGAGCCUGACCCCCAGCUUAUCUGUAUCAAAACUGAGGACAUCUCUGACAGCCAAAACCUGGAGACCAAUAGCUUGAACUCUGACAUUAGUAGCGAAUUAUCGGACAGUUCUGAAGAACUAUCGCCAACUUCCAAAUUUACCUCAAAUCCUGUUAGGGAUGUGGUGAUCAAAUCUGAACCGUUUAGUUCAUCAGUCACUUCCACCCCACCUUCGUCCCCUGAGCAGGGAAAGGAAUCUCCCCAUCACUUAUGGAAUGCCAUUACUGGAGAGCUUAAUUCCUCUGGGAAAAUACGCUCUGGUUCAUUUGUAAAGACUCUCGAUCAAGGUAGCCCAACCAGUGGAGAAACCUCACCAGAUGGCAGAAAACGUGUCCACAAGUGUCAUUUCAAUGGCUGCAAGAAAGUUUACACCAAGAGCUCUCACCUGAAAGCACACCAGCGUACCCAUACAGGAGAGAAGCCUUACAGAUGUUCUUGGGAGGGUUGUGCGUGGCGUUUUGCAAGAAGUGAUGAACUGACAAGACACUUCCGAAAACACACUGGUGCCAAACCGUUUAAGUGCACUCAUUGUGACAGAUGUUUCUCCAGGUCAGAUCACUUGGCUCUGCACAUGAAGCGACACAUAUGAAUGAAUCAGGAAGUCAUGUGAUUAAAAGCGGCUUCAAGGUUAAAUUGCCUUGUGCGAGGGAUGCGAGUUCCAGCCAAAGCAUGACAAUUUGCACCCUAACCAGUUGCCUUCAAGACCUCACUUCUUCGAGGGGCUUUGCAGGGCUUAUCAAUCGUGUAAGAUGCGGCAUAGCAACCAUACAGUGCUACUUCUGGAGCUGACUGGGCCCAUGCACUAAUGGUGCUUAAUCUUCUGAGUGGCUUGUCUAAGCCGUCGCCGUGAGCAUGUGCACUGAGAAUGGUAAUGAUUGGGUGACUGAAUGGUGGAAAGGAGCCAAUGUUUGAAUGUGGAAGAUCUUGUUUAUUUUUUUUCCUUCUGGUUGAGUACAGUUGCGAGGGAUUAAGAAAAAAAUAAAAAUAAAAAAAUAAAACGGUUUGAAUGUUUGUAUGCUAUUGCAUACUCUUAUUUGGGACAACCAUCAAUCAUUCUACUUAGGGGGUCCAUUCCUAAAGUGAAGGAAGCAUUGAUCCCCGAAAGCAGAUGAUCCCUUUCCUGUGUGAGAGGAGCUUUUGUUGUCUGGUGCAGCUAUUAAACGUGCAAUGUGUCAAGUAGCUCGUUUUUUUUACGUGCUACAGCGAUUGUUUGUAACCCAUUGUAUAAGCUGUGUAUUUACAAAUAUAACACAACUAUAACUUCAUUAUAAUAGAAAAGGUAUUGCAUGGUUCAGGGGAAAUGUGUACGCUUCUCCAUUCUUUAAUCAGGACUGCAGUUAUGAUUCCAGUUGAGAGCAGCUAAAAUACAAUUGGUCUGUUACAUUACUUAUGUAUAGAAUGAAAAGUAAAUAAAAUAAAUAAAAUAUAAAAAAAAAAGUGGAGGAAACCACUAUAGCUUAAACCGAUUUUUCUCAUGCAGCUAAUUUUUCUAUUAUUUAUGCCUUGAGGACUAAUUUCUGGUUUUCUAGCUGUUGACGCACUGUUGUCCUUAAAAAUGGUGCCUUAUGCAAGUGGCCUUCUCCAGUGAUGGAUGUGGGUCAGAUACAGGGGUUUAAGUGAUUUAAGCUUACUUAAGGCUCUGUUAUCACCCAGGAGUGUACUUUUUCCCAACACAUAAAGGCUUAUGCUAUAAAAUGGUACAAAAUGUUUCUGUGGCCCUUAGCAACCAUUAGCAUCCUGGCUUUCAGUAGUCUGACUACAGUAGUUUGCUAAAAGCUGAUAUGAUUGGUUGCUGCCUGGUUACAGUCCAUCUUUGUGUUUUGCACCUUUUUAUUAGGUAAGCUCCAUAAUAUAGAAAAAUACAUUUACACACAUCAAGACAGUGAGACACCGCCUGCAAAACACUAUGUUUCUGUUUGGCUCUUGUGUGUGUGUGUAACGUGUGUGUGUUUUUUUUUUUUUUUUUUAUGUCCUUUUUUUUUUUUUUUUUUUUCCCCUGUACUAUGUUAGUUGCCCAUGUUAUUGUACCUGCUUUUCAGAACACACUGACCUGUUCAGAGCAUUUGCUUACACUUUCUUUACAUGGAACUUGCACAUAUGUAUCUGUACAUGCACUUAAUAUGUAAAAUGCUCAUAUACUUGUCAAGGUACAGAUUGUGGUUGUUUAAAAGGAAAAAAAAAAAAGUGAUCCUUUUAAUGUCUGAACUUUAUUUAAACCUGACAUCCACCAAAGCGAAUAUAUAACAGGCAACACUUUCUGUCUCUGCUUCACAAUACAAUGAACGUGCACUCUACAGCCGAAAAAUUUACAAGGCAUAUAGCUUUUUAGGAGGACUUUUGAAAAUUUAUUUGGGUGCAAGCCUUUGUAGUCUUAGGUCACUGAGUGUUAAGAGCUGUAUUAAGAGUUUGAAAUAUAUUUUUGUAAUAUGUUAUUUAAUGUCUAAACAAGAUCCUGUAACUGUAGAAUACAAUUAACAGUUGGUAUCCUGAGCAUUUAGAUUUUAGCUAUCUUUUUAGUAAUUUUCUCACUGUAGAAAUGGAAGGAAGUCUUGCAUGUGGAUUUGCCGUACAAUCUUUUUUUGUUUUUUUACCUAAAUACUGCCACAAGUAAUGCUAAAUAAACAAGAGUGAUCUAGCAUUAUUUGAAAUUAAAGCUAAAAGGUACCACUGGGGUAAAAUUAUAUUUGUAAUUGGCCAUUAGUGAAGGGACAUGCACACACUAAAGACUGCAUAUAUCAGUAUUGUCAUUUUACAUAUAACAUCCUCUUUUCUUGACCGUAAAUAUGACAUGAUUUGUAUAGCAUGUAUUAGACUGAUUAACAGUACAUCUGCAAUCUCUACCAUGGUAAAAUAAAGAGAAUCUGCAUCCUGCAAUAUUGCCCCUGGUUUGCAUUUGCCAAUAAUCCUGAAAUUGCAAAGUGACACAAAUAAUCUGCAUCCAAUUAGGGUUUGUAACAGAUCACCAUGGAAUGAAAAUUCAAGCCAGCCACAACAGAAAACAAGUUGAAAUCCAUCAAUGCUGACAUUACUAUAUAUAGAGAGAAAUAUGAAACUAGCCCUAGAGGAUGAUGCAAAAUAAAAACAAAAUAAUUCCAAUCUACGUCAAAAAAAAAAAAAAAAAAAUUCAGACAGUGUCAGUUUUCAAAUAGCAUAUGUAAACCUUAAGGGCUUGUGGCAUUUUGUGUUUAAUCAACUCCCUGAUCUGUAAAAAGUUCACACACAUGAUUUGAGAAGUAUAGUAACCCACAGGAAUAAGAUCUUUGCUCUCCUUCUUCCAAUUACUGAUCUGGCUAAAGGGAUUGGUUGCUAAAGGUUCCUAUGCUUUUGCACCAUGUAAGUAAAAUUGUUCCUAGUAUAAUUACAACAAUUUUAUUUUACACUAGAACAAAGGGUUUGCUCUGACAUGCUGCAAACGCUGGAUUACCCUUUAUGGCAGUAUUUAGUUUUUGGAGGUAGAUUUACUAAAAUUGUCUUAAAACCUUUUGGCCUAAUAACUAAUAUUUUGUUUUUAAACUUACUGUGUAAGUAAUUUGUCAUACUCAGUUUGGUUUUGGCUAAAAACCAGUUUAGCCGACUCCUCCACUUUUUUUUUCCGGUUUCCCAUGGUUGUGUGGACAAGGGUAGAAAAUAGUCUUUGUAUAAGCCGGAGACUAAGUAGCAUUUCAAAACGCCUCUUUUUGAAGUGCUAGAAGUUUAGCCAUAAUAAUCGCAAGACGAUAAACAAUAGUGCUUAACAUGCACUGGCCUGUCUUGCUUGUAAAAUGCCAUCAGCAUUCUCUUGAGUAGGGUGGGGUUGUGUGAAUCUCCUAAAUAGCAAUGCCUAUAAUUUUCUUAAUGAGAAAAUACACUCUGUUCAGGUGAUAACCGAGCCUCAGUCAUGCUGAUGGGGGUGAUGUAAAUUUGUUUGAAAUUUGAGGGGGGGGAAUGUUUAUUAGUGAAAAUUUAUUUCCUUUUUAUUUUAUUCCUCAAACACCCUGUUAUCUAAAAGAGAAAUCUUUGUAAGAUUUUUGUAAAAAAGAAAAAGAAAAAAAAUUUUGUUUUACAAGAUUUUAUUUGAAAAUUGUUUUUUUGCAAGAUUGUUAUAUUUCUGUAUGAAUGUAUUUUUUAUUGGAAUAACAUAAAAAAAGAAUUCCUAUCA
Molecule: messenger RNA, 4751 nt
Organism: Pseudophryne corroboree (corroboree frog)
Lineage: Eukaryota; Metazoa; Chordata; Amphibia; Anura; Myobatrachidae
Gene: KLF6
Product: KLF transcription factor 6
Exons: 4
Coding region: 351-1202 (283 amino acids)
Biological process (GO): regulation of transcription by RNA polymerase II
Molecular function (GO): DNA-binding transcription factor activity, RNA polymerase II-specific; RNA polymerase II cis-regulatory region sequence-specific DNA binding
Source: RefSeq, a predicted model, not a curated record